UAGAUUACGAUGUGGUGAUAAGAAGACCCUCUCAUCUCCGUCAAAUCUUUACUUUUCAAGUCUUUUCGACGUCCCAGGCUACCGGAGGAGAAUCGGCCCGGCGACGAACCUACCCCGCCGCCGACCGGGGCGCGGCGGGCUUCCGUCCACCGCCGCCCGCCUCCUCCCUCCCUAGAGAGAGAGAGAGAGAGAUUUCACUCGAUUUCUUUACUUUUUUCUUCCUUCCUUCCUUCUCUCUCUGUCUGUCUCUCUUCUCACUCGCUCACAGAGAGAGAGGGAGGGAGUGAGGGAGAUGUCGGAGAGCUGCAACUCUCGCCAUUUCUCAUGGCUCAUGAAGUCCUGCUUCCCCAACCCUAACGACAAAUCCCUCUCCCCCCACCACCACCACCAACACCACCAGCCCCUCAAGGUCGCCGCCCCUACCCUCUCCUCCCUCCCCGACGACCUCCUCCUCGAGUGCCUCUCCCGCCUCCCCGCCACCUCCCUCCCCGCCGCCGCCUCCGUCUGCCGCCGCUGGUCCCGCGUCCUCGACUCCCCCGCCUUCUCCGACCUCCGCCGCCUCCACGGCCUCCUCCGCCCCUCCGUCUUCGCCCUCUCCUCCCUCGACUCCGCCCUCCUCUCCGCCUCCCUCCGCCUCGACCCCGGCCCGGGCCCCGAUCCACUCUGGCGCGUCUCCCUCUUCCUCCCCGACGGCGGCGGCGGAGGAGGACUCCCCCCCGCGUGCUUCCAGGGCCUCGUCGCCCACGCGCGCCUCGCCGCGAUCGGCCCGAGGAUCUACAUCAUCGGCCGGAAUGCCGUCGCCCGCUACGACACCUGGACCGGGACCGUCGCUUCCAGGUCGCCCAUGACGUUCCCGAGGAAGAAGUUCGCCGUCGCGGUGCAUUCCGGGCGAAUCUACGUGGCCGGCGGCGGCGGGAGGACCUCGGCGGUUGAGGAGUACGAUCCGGAUUGCGACGUGUGGAGCGUGGUGUCGCACGCGCCGAGGAGGCGGUACGGAUGCGUCGGCGCUUCGGUGGACGGCGUGUUCUACGUGAUCGGGGGCCUCCGGAUAGGCCCCCCCACGGCGGGGGGGACCGACCCGUCGCGCGCCGCCGGGGCGGAGGCGCACGUGUACGCGAGCUCGAUGGACCUGUACGACGUGGAGGCGCGGGGGUGGCUGAGGAGCCGCGCGGUGCCCGGCGGGGGUUGCGUGGUGGCGGCCUGCGCCGCCGUCGGCCACGUCUACGUCCUGGCGAGCCACGCGCUGGAGCUGUCGUUCUGGAGCUUCGACGCGCGGCGGAGGGGCGGGGGGUUCGGGGAGUGGAGCCGGGCGAAGAGCCCGCCGCUGCCGGCGCAGGUGCGGCUGGACUCGACGGUGAAGUUCAGCUGCGUCGGGGCGGGGGACAAGGUGGUGCUGGUUCAGGCGGCGGGGUGCAUCGACGACCUGCUGAGGAGGAGCGGGAGGAGCGAGAAGGGACUGAGGGAGGGGCUGGUGCUGGUGUACGACACGGCGGCGGGGGAGUGGAGCAGGGGGGCGGAUCUGCCGGAGGUGAUCGCACGCGCCGCGUGCGCGUGCGUGGAAUGCUAGGUGCGAAUCUGCCUAAAAAUGUAGUGUGUGCAUCCCGUGGGUGUGUGUGUAGCGAGAGAAGCAGACAAGAUUAUCUGAUCUGUUGAAAGUGGAAAGGCCAUGGGCUAUCGUGUAGGAUAACGAGACGCGUGGCGCGUGAACCUCACUCGCGUCGUUUAGCCUUCUUCUAUCUGUCUUAAUUUGAUUGAUUAAGGAGGUUUCUUAAUUUGUAUUUACUUCUUUUUUUCUUAUCUUGGGUCUAAAUUUGUAUUCACUUAUUAAAUGUUGCUUUUCUUUUUACUGC
Molecule: messenger RNA, 1850 nt
Organism: Syzygium oleosum
Lineage: Eukaryota; Viridiplantae; Streptophyta; Magnoliopsida; Myrtales; Myrtaceae
Product: F-box/kelch-repeat protein At5g26960
Exons: 1
Coding region: 293-1567 (424 amino acids)
Molecular function (GO): protein binding
Source: RefSeq, a predicted model, not a curated record